Molecule: messenger RNA, 1330 nt
Organism: Oryza brachyantha (malo sina)
Lineage: Eukaryota; Viridiplantae; Streptophyta; Magnoliopsida; Poales; Poaceae
Product: protein FAR1-RELATED SEQUENCE 1-like
Exons: 3
Coding region: 330-749 (139 amino acids)
Molecular function (GO): zinc ion binding
Source: RefSeq, a predicted model, not a curated record
CCUAGGGAACAUUUACAGUAAGAGAAACAAGUUCAAAGAGGAGUUUCAUAAGGUUUUGAAUGAACCCCAAUCAAUAGAAGAGUUUUUGAGGGCCUGGUCAGAUUUAGUGCAGAAGUAUAACCUAGAGUCCAGUGUUUAUCUGCGUCGAAUGUGGGACAUGAAAGAACGUUGGGCUCCUGCUUAUUUCAGGGGACAUUUUUUUGCUAGAAUGUCAACUACGCAAAGAAGUGAGAGCAUGAAUCAUGUUCUGAAGAAGUACAUCAAACCUUCGUCUUCACUGUAAGCUAAUACAUAUUGGUGAUGAAACCUUGGAAAGUUGGGGUGGUAAAAUGUUUGAAGUUCAGGUUGACAUGGCUACACAGGAAAUGUUAUGUGGUUGCAAACUUUUCGAGCACUUGGGAAUCCUUUGCUCCCAUAUUAUUAGAGUUAUGGUGCAGUAUGGCUUCACAGAAAUUUCUCAUAGAUACAUUAUGAAGAGGUGGACAAAGGAUGCUAGAAACAUAAUUCCAAAGCAUUUAGAAGAGUACUACCUGAAGGAUAAGGAGGCAGCAUCAUCAGGAACAUAUAGGAGCACUGUCCUUCACAAAUCUGCACUUGAUGUGGUAAGGUUUGGUGGUGCUAGUGCAAAAACUUAUGAGAAGACGGUAGAAGUUUUGAGUAAGCUACUUGGUGAAUUAAAGGUGAUGUCUACUUCACAAGCUGAAAAUAAGUCUGACGGUGGUUGUGGUGUGAGAAGGGUAGAAAAGUAACCAAUUAUUGACAUGUCUUCGAGUGAUGACAGCUUUGAAGCAGAGAAUGGAACAUCUAACCACACCGAAGAGGAAGAAUCUGGAGAUGAUAAAUUCAAAGAACAAGGCAUGACUGAAGCUAAUGAAAACGACAUACUCCCACCUGAAAAUAGAAGAGGUCGAGGUCGACCGAAGAGUACCAGACUCAAGUCAAUGGGGGAAACUGUUAGCAAGGCAAAGAAGAAGAGAAAGGUAGUAAUUGACAGCAGGUCAGUUGAAGGAACAAAGCAAAAAAGGUACUGCAAGCUUUGUGGUCAAAAUGGGCACAAUAGAACUACAUGUGGUCGUGAGUCUGCGUACAAGAGGAUGUAGGAAAUAUGAUGAAUUAACUCUAGAACAAAGAAAUUAUCUGUUGUACAUAGAAUGGAGUUGUCUCUGCUAAUUGUUAGAGCAGAAAAACCUAUUAGGAUCUUUAUGUCUCUGUGCUGAAAUUGAUGAAAAUGUUGAGACACGUCUGGUAUUUGCUAUCCUGGCAAACUAAGAAUCAGUUCUGUAGUUAUAUGAGCUUUAAUCUCCGCAUGAAACAACAAGUACAACAAUGU